Molecule: messenger RNA, 1497 nt
Organism: Metarhizium brunneum ARSEF 3297
Lineage: Eukaryota; Fungi; Ascomycota; Sordariomycetes; Hypocreales; Clavicipitaceae
Gene: SDS23
Product: Protein SDS23
Biological process (GO): cellular response to glucose starvation; regulation of mitotic metaphase/anaphase transition
Molecular function (GO): protein serine/threonine phosphatase inhibitor activity
Source: RefSeq, a predicted model, not a curated record
AUGGAUCCUUCUUCUGGCUCCGUCCGAGGAAGGGGGGAAGCCUCAGGAGAUUCUGGCUCCCCGAGACUAGCAAGCGUUGACCCGAGCCAUGCCGGCGGUUCUAAUCACGAAGGUCCGCCACAGAGAACACCGUCACUAAGCAAUAUGAACAAGUCUGCACACCGGCAAAGUUUUGCAGAGAACCUCCGAAAUGUUCCUCCAUCUCCCCGCCACCGACACCCUUCUUUUACUCAGGCGGCAGUUCAAGAGCUGUUGAACCAUCCACCAUCGGGGCAAAGGCAUACAAACCCCAAGUUUGCUGGAAAGGAAUGGGUCGAAAUAACAGUCGGAGAGCUAGUUUCACCGGACGAUGUGAAAUGGGUUGACAUGGACAGUAGUGUGGAAGAGGCUACAAUGGCCUUGUUGAAAAGCAAAACAAAUGUAGUCCUUGUGCGAGAAUCCAGCUCUUUGCCCGCUGCUGUGGCCACCUUUGACUACUCAGAUCUCAACGCUUACCUUCUAGUCGUUGUUGGCCUCUCAAAGCCCGAGACACAUCAAGUUGAGCUGUAUAACGAUAUAAUGCUUAACGCUCGGGAGGGGAAGAAUAUCUCUAUGCGACAAAUACAACCCCUGUGUAGACAAGAACCACUCGUUGGACUUCCGUCUAAUGGCAACCUGGCUCAAGCUAUCGAAAUACUAGGAAGUGGAAUUCAUCGCAUUCUUAUUACCAAUUCACUCGGCAAUGUCGUAGGAAUUAUGAGUCAGCUCUUGAUGGUUGAUUUUUUCUGGAAUGAGGGUGUCAAUUUUCCUGCCGUUGACCGCUUGUACCCUAUCAUGCUCCGAGAUCUGGGUGUAGGAACACAACAAGUUAUCUCUGUCAAUUCGGAUGCUCCUCUUGCGGAGGCCCUUAUCCUCAUGAAUAACGAAGGAUUAACCAGUGUUGCAGUCGUCGACAAUGGCCAGAAUGUGGUUGGCAAUAUCUCAACCAAAGAUGUCCGCCAUCUUACAUCUGCAUCUAGUGCACCUCUCCUUGACGGAUCGUGCAUGCAUUUCAUAUCCGUUAUUUUGAAUGAGCGGGGUGUAGAGAAAGGUCGAGAUACGUUUCCCGUUUUCUUCGUGAACACGUAUUCUACUCUUGCUCAUACCGUCGCCAAACUGGUUGCUACACGUUCACAUCGCAUGUGGGUGGUGGAAUCUGCCUCACCCUCGCCAUCAGCUCCAGCUACUCCUUUGAUGGGGCCGCAUGGCGUGGUCAGCACGCCUCAAGCUCCGAUGGCAACGCCUACAUCGGCGGUGCCUUCUGGUGCAGUGCCUGCGUCCGCCAUGCCUGGUGCACACCUCUCUGGGAAAUUGAGUGGAGUGUUGUCUUUGACUGAUGUCCUUAAUAUAUUCGCCAAGUACACUGGACUGCAUCCUGCCGAUCCUUCAGAGCAGCGAGCAAGGCGGCGACGAAGCUCGAGCAGCUCAAUUCGCCCUAGCUUGGAUUCCUCAAGGCCGAGCCUCGACUUUCGCCACUAG